AUGGCCGCCCCUGAACUUCCUGAUCCCGCUCUCCUGGAGCUUCUCCCUGCUGCUGAGAUAGAUACCUCUAACUCAAAGGCGAAACAGAAACAGAAGCACAAACGGAAAUCGAAAUUGAAACAGAAGUCAAGGGUGGUCAAUGGAUCCGAAUCCGAUAGUGAAGGGCCCAAGGCUACCCAACUAGGAUGGUAUAGUUCACGCUGGAAGAGUUUCCUCGAGGAUGCGAAGGUGGAGUGUCGUACCCAGCAGGCAUUGGAUAACCCUUUCCCGAGCCUUAUUCAUGAUCUGCCAGUCUCAAUCACAGAGUCGCUCUUAGCCUCUCUCGUUCAAUGGCUUAAAAAUGGCCAACAAGUUGAUGCUGGUGUGUGGCCCGCUUGUAAGCCUGACAUGGCGAGGCUGCUGUAUGAUGACUUGGCCACCUGGCGCUCUGACCUGAAGAAAAUCACGAUCUCCAUUGCCUCUUUGGCAUACAGUCUUUCCCCACCAGCUGAUAUCCCCGUUGAAGAAUGUGCAGCUUGGGUUGAAGCUGCUGCCGCAGAAUUACUGGAUGGUGGUAGAUUUCUGCGCUUUGGGCUAAAUGAAUUGGGGAAAACUAGGAAUUUUGCGCAUCCUGCGCUUCUUCAGGCCAUUGUCCUAUUUUUCUACACCGGAACUUAUCGUGUUGCUCGUAGACGACCAGCCAUUUUUCGGAAGGAAGUGCCGUUGAAAUGUUUAGCUCUUGUUUGCACAGUGGGCCUGAAGAAAAAUGGUAAUGGCAAGAGUUACUCAAAGUUCACUUCCAAGGAGUAUGAGUCGGUCUAUCAUUCAAUGCUUGCACUACUCGAUGAUGUCAUGAAAGACCCAUAUCAUGGGCCAAAGCUGGUCCAGCAGCUUCGUGAAUGGGCCAAGAUCGGAUGGGCGGAGGCAUCCAAACUCGAUGGCGUUGACAUGUCGAAACACCACCACUUGCGUGUCCAGCUUGAUUGA
Messenger RNA from Suillus subalutaceus, 966 nucleotides. RefSeq lists its product as uncharacterized. The transcript is spliced from 5 exons. Bases 1 to 966 code for a protein of 321 amino acids. The record is from RefSeq and is a predicted model, not a curated record. Lineage: Eukaryota; Fungi; Basidiomycota; Agaricomycetes; Boletales; Suillaceae.